Molecule: messenger RNA, 2307 nt
Organism: Mya arenaria
Lineage: Eukaryota; Metazoa; Mollusca; Bivalvia; Myida; Myidae
Product: alpha-(1,3)-fucosyltransferase fut-5-like
Exons: 2
Coding region: 304-2076 (590 amino acids)
Cellular component (GO): membrane
Molecular function (GO): alpha-(1->3)-fucosyltransferase activity
Source: RefSeq, a predicted model, not a curated record
UUCAAUAAACAAACGAACGCGUUGAUCUUUACUUUAGGAUAAUAAAAAUGUUUUAUCAAAGUAAUAAAAAUAGUUUUUGAACAAUUUUACUUAUACCGUUUUAAAUAUUACAGUCAUCAAAUUUGUUUACAAAGUGUCAGGUGUACAUUUUUUAAAUAUAAGCAAACACGAACGGUUUGAAAGCUUAACACACAACAUAUAACUCACACACUUGAACAAAUAUUAAGGUGUGUUUUCAGUUUCGUAGGAGCUUCGUUAGUAGCAGACUUAAAAUUGAACUGAAACGUUGUAUACCUAUAAAGUAUGUGGGUUGAUCCAAUACAGCCAUUAAACAGGGGUCAGGGCACUCUUCAAGCUUCUCAUCAGAGAGACGACCUUAGUCAUGCGAUGUUCAUCUUUCAGCUCUUACAGAAAGGCAUGAUCUUCACUGCUCUCGUGGUCGGCGUCAUCUGUUGCGGUCACCUAGUUUUUGUUCGCAGAAAGUACUGCCGAAAUACUACGACGCUGUUAGCAGUGGUGCUCCCCGGAUUUUUCCAUCUGAUCGCAUGCGUGAAAGUGCUAAUAAUUGCUGAGAAGAACACUGUAAUACGCGGAAAAGAGGGGACUCCAAGCGUCGGCUUGUGCUUGGACUAUUUGAUGACAGCGGUUUGUGCAAACACAGUGGUUAUCGUGGUUAUCAUUCAUAAUAUUUUUGUUAAGAAUUUUAAAUGGUCGGUGUCUUCUUGUCUAGCAUACGCAGGAAUACUUAGUUGCAUCAUCACAGGAAGUUUUUUCGUCAUCAAUAGAGUGCCGCAAUACAGUUCACUUCAAGUUGCACAACAUUCUCCUGUGACACUUGGGACUCCCGGGAAUCAGCAUAUUGAGGUAUUCCUGUCCGUGUGUCAGAAAAAUGUUUACGAGGAGAGAUGGGCUAUUCUGGCCGAAUAUUUGCUCAUAUACAUCCCCGUCAUCGUCACAGUUUUAGCUGCUCUCUGCAUGAACAAGACAAAACAGACAGGUUUGCGAGCGAUUUUUUCUAUAAGCAGUGCAAUUGCUAUCUGCUACUAUAUAUAUUUGAACCAUAUCGUGGAAUUCGGCGAUCAGGUCAAGGAGGCAAAAGAAGAAGAACAUUUGGUCUUGAAUAGCACAAAUGUUAAACUUACAAUUCUUUGGUGGAAUCAGCCGAUAUGGGUUGUACCAUAUGAAACAAAAUGUAUUAACUGUAUUACUUCAACGAACAGAAACAUUUUCGAUAAAAGUGCUGCAGUGGUGUUUUCCUUAGCGGAUGGUCACAUGGGUACAAAACCACCAAUAGAAAACAUUAUGAGAAACCAAAAUCAAAUCUGGGUAGCCUUUUCAUUAGAGACAAAUGUACAAAACUCGUGGAUCAGAGAUUACAAAAACAAACAUUGGAAAGAUGUGUUCAAUUGGACAUGGAACUAUAGACCUUCUGCAGAUAUAUUUAUGCCGUAUGGAAGGGUAUCAGAAAGAUUAAAGCUAUUGUCAAAAAACUACUCCAUGAUAUUUCAAAGGAAAAACAAAUUUGCAGCAUGGGCCGUGAGUCAUUGCAAUGCACACAGUUUAAGAGACAAAUUUGUGAAUAACAUGAAUAUGCGUUUGCAAAACCACAGUAUCGACAUAUUUGGAAAAUGUGGACCUAUAAACGUUUCACAGAGUAAACUCCCUACUUUAUUAAGCAAUGAUUAUAAGUUUUAUUUAGCGUUUGAAAAUGCUUUUUGUGAUGAUUAUGUUACAGAAAAGAUAUACUCCCACUUCAACACUGACAUUAUUUGUGUGGUUCGCGGAAAAGCAAAUUAUACCAAUAUAUUUCCAAAAGGCUCGUUCAUCAACACCAGGGACUUCAGAAACACAAGCGAUUUAGUUAAUUAUUUGGUUGAAGUGUCGGAAAAUGAAACCUUGUAUUCGAACUUCUUAAUACAGAAAGACAACUUUCAAGCUUGGCACGAUGGCAAGGAGCAAUUUAAGCAGUCAAUAUGUAAUAUUUGCCGAAAAUUGAAUGAUCCCUAUCUUAAACGAAAGACAAUUUAUGACGCAGAAGAGGAACUUGGACAGUGCAUCAAACCAAAUGAUGUUUAGUUCAAUCGAGUGUUUCAUUCUGAUCGAACAGGUCACACUCCAAUCAAAUGCAUUCCUUCUUGUUUUUAGCAUGAACAUGUUUAUACAUGUAAAUCAUAUUUUGGUCUCGAUGUAGAUACGAAAAAUGAUCAAAUUCAUGUCAUUUUUCGCCUUUUUGUGAUUGAUUAAAACAUCUCAUCUCGGCUAUUAAGACCCUUCUUAUUUAUCAUCGAAAGUAGUCGUGUUGCACAA